Messenger RNA from Lycium barbarum (goji berry), 2777 nucleotides. RefSeq names its product exocyst complex component EXO84A-like. Lineage: Eukaryota; Viridiplantae; Streptophyta; Magnoliopsida; Solanales; Solanaceae. Gene Ontology annotation, biological process: Golgi to plasma membrane transport; exocytosis; intracellular protein localization. The transcript is spliced from 7 exons. The record is from RefSeq and is a predicted model, not a curated record. The coding region runs from base 16 to 2454 and encodes 812 amino acids. Gene Ontology annotation, cellular component: exocyst.
AAACAAUAUUCCCUCAUGGAUACCGUUACUGCUACUUCGUCGACAUCAAGAUUUCGUUUCAGGGAUAUUCCCGUUGAUGAUGAUUCAACUGAUGGUCAUUCCAGUGCUGACAUUUCGUCUGUCUCCAGUGAACUUGAUGUCGAUCAUGAGCUUCAGUCUAUGACUGCUAAGGGUAUUACUCACCUUUGUUCAGAACUCCUUGAGUUGAAACGAGAGUCCGAGGAAGAUUUUCAGAAAAUCAUCUUCACAAAUUAUUCAGCAUUUAUUGGGAUAUUUGAAGGGACAAAAAAUCUAGAGAGUGACUUAUUGCAACUGAAGUACCAGGUUGUAAAGCAGAAAGGGCUCAUAAAAGACCUUACAAGCGGUGUUUUUCUAAAGUUUCUUGCAGAGGAAUCAAAUCUUGAAGACAGUUUCCCAGAUUACACAUCAUUGUCUAGCAUUAUUGAUGCUCACACAAACGAGGUUUCUGAAAUUCUGGAUGAUCUUCUUUCAGAACAUCGAUUGGAUGAAGCUAUUUCUUUCUUGGAGAAGGAAGCUGAGUUCUUCAAAGAUAGCCAUUUGGCAGAGAACCCUUUAACGGACGAACUGACGUGCUAUAACUCGAAAAUAUCAGAGAAGACCUCCAUGAUUGCAGAUCAGUUGACACUAGUAGCUAAAAAUCCUCGAGUUUCUGCACCUGAGCUGCAGAAAGCAUUGGUCGGACUCCGCAGAAUUGGUGAAAGUGAUCUUGCAACUCAAUUAUUGCUUAAGUAUUAUCAUUCACGUAUUGCAGCUGGCACACAUGAUUUGUUUUUCUCGAAGGCCUACACACACGAACUAUAUCUUCGAGAAAUCUCGAAGUUUUUAUUUUCCAUGAUCUCCCAAGCAGCUAAAAGUUUCACCCUCUUGCAUGGCGAGAAUUCUCCUUAUGAGUCGGAAUUACAUCAGUGGAUGAUGGAACAAACUGCAAUAUUUGCUGUCUGUUUCAAUAAUUAUGUUAUAUCCAUGGUAGAGCCAAGUACUGGCCUAUCAACAGCAGUGGAGGCUGUACAAUCGACAAUGGCUUAUUGCUCUUUAUUAGAGGCACAGGGAAUUGAAUUGCAAUCAACUUUGAUAGAGCAUAUCCGUCCUUGUAUACAAGAGGUCUUACAGAUCCAUGUAGAACACUUUAAGAAAGUUAUUGGUAUCUUUACCUCAUGUGAGACUUGGGUUCUGGGAAGAUAUCUAGUAUCAGGAAUUCUAUCGCCUGAUAUUUAUUACACCAACAGCGGCCAGCUAUCAGAAUAUUCUCUGCUUGCCAACAGUGGUCGGAAGUUCAUAACACUAAAUCAGGCCAUACUUGAAGAAGUUUUUCCUCUAAUCCAACUACAUAUGGAUGGCUUACUUCUGAGAGGCCUUCUGGAUCUUUUUACAGAGUAUACUGCUAUUCUCGAAAGCGCCUUGAUGAAUCAGAGAGAAAUUGAGGAAGUCGAUUCAAGAACCAAUAUUGCAGAGUCAGUAGAACAACAAGUUUCUCUGAUUGCUAACUUAUCAAAACUAGCACAAAUCUUCUCUAGUAUGAUUAGGAGGGCGUUCGGUGACACCUACCACUUGCAGUUAGAGAUUGAUAAUUAUGAGCUCUUCAUUAAUGAAAACUGUGGUCGUCUAAGAUCUCAAUUCUGCAAGCAAUUAAUUCUUAAAUCCUGGCCACUUGAAAGUAGGCCUCCUCCAGGAUGUUGCACUGAUCUAGAGCCCACCGUUUCUUACCAGGAACUGUAUUUCGCGUUAAGGAAUCUAAAAGAGCAUGACACUCUUAUCGAAAUGGAUUGGUUAAAUGAUCUAUUCAUUGAGCUGAUGGAGAUGAUGUUUGAGAUGAUUUUGGAUAAAGAAGAAAUUUCGAAAAUCACUGACGAGCAUUUGCCAAAUGAAUGGUGUGUCAAGUUUAUACAGCUUACUCUUGAUAUCCACUUUCUCCUUGAAAUUGCUAAAUGGGGAGGAUACUUGUCUGAUACCAUCAUGAAUGCUUAUUUGGAUUCUGAAUCUCGUAUGAAAUCCACAUUCCUCUCUGUUGGGAUGGAUCCUGAAAGGCACAUGAUCUAUGUCAAGUGGGCGACAAAGACCGCUAUUGAAACCCUACAGAAGCUGCAUGAACUUGAUAAAAAGGAAAUGCUUAGCGGUGAGUUUAUUAAUAAUACUGAAGAAGAAACAAACAAAUCCACUGAAUCGUUGGGGAGCAUUGAUGCUACCAAAUCAGAAGAGGUAUUACGAUCCCUGGAUCAAGAUAUUAUAGCUUGUAUCAAGAUCCCGGAAACAGGUAUUUUACCUAAGGAAGGUGAUGCAAGUGUUGUAGAAGAAAAUGGCUUCAUAAAUAGUAAUAACAUUGGUGAAACGAAACGGACUUCUGUUGAAGUUGAAGGAAAGAAAAGCAAUCCAUUAAACUCUGAAGAGGCAAUUGGAAAUGUCAUCAAUUCAUAUGGAAAAUCUUCAGUGCACUAAACUAGCGACCCACAUUAAUUUUGGAGAUACUAAUCCACUUACAAAGAGACCCAUAGCUACUCCGGUUGUUUAUUGAGAAGCUGACACUUCCAAGUCCAAGGAUGAGAACUGAUAACAAGUGUUAUGAAGCAGGGCUAUGAAGUUAACUAGUUACCAGUGUACUUGUCCGCGCCCGAAAUAAAAAUAAAAUAUAAUGAAGUAUUAGCUGUUCUUUUUUCAAAAGAAAAUUACUCCUUCUAUCCCAAUUUAUGUGAUACAGUUUAGAUUUUGAGAGUUAAACUUCUCUAUGUUAACCGUGAAUUUGGACAUAUAAUCUUUACUCC